AUGGCAUCAAAAAAGGACCAACGCAGGCCCGACCUGGUGAUUCCCUACCAGGAGCCAUUGUCCAAGGGCGACAACCCCGAGCUGUCGUCCACCCUCUCCCAGACCCUUCCGAUGGCCGCGAUCUUCAUGCGCAACCGCUACAUAGGAUGGGCAGCCGUGGUUUUUAGCGUCCAGAACUGGCUGGGCGAGAGCGAAGACAGCCAGAAGAGCAACAGCACACCGGGCUACUUUUCAGUCGGCAUGAGUCUGAUGUCUCUUGUCGUGACUUACCUGCCCAUGUUUCUCCCUCCCCCACCCGGUACACAACGAGGUGCGACAGGCACCGAGGCUGCGGCGCCAGUGCCUCCUUCAUAG
This is a messenger RNA of Diaporthe citri, 354 nucleotides long. RefSeq lists its product as uncharacterized. The record is from RefSeq and is a predicted model, not a curated record. Gene Ontology annotation, molecular function: protein folding chaperone. NCBI's taxonomy places the organism in Eukaryota, Fungi, Ascomycota, Sordariomycetes, Diaporthales, Diaporthaceae. Gene Ontology annotation, biological process: protein insertion into ER membrane. The coding region runs from base 1 to 354 and encodes 117 amino acids. The transcript has 3 exons. Gene Ontology annotation, cellular component: endoplasmic reticulum membrane.